Molecule: messenger RNA, 750 nt
Organism: Vitis vinifera (wine grape)
Lineage: Eukaryota; Viridiplantae; Streptophyta; Magnoliopsida; Vitales; Vitaceae
Exons: 1
Coding region: 1-750 (249 amino acids)
Source: RefSeq, a predicted model, not a curated record
AUGUUGUUUUAUCUCACAACACUUAACUUGGCCAAAGUGUUGCAUGAAGAUGCACCUACCUUAAAGGAGGGAGAGACUGACAAGCAAAUUGUGGCAGCAGUUGAAGCAUGGAAACAUUCAGAUUUUCUAUGCAAAAAUUACAUCCUCAAUGGACUUGACAACACGAUGUAUAAUGUGUAUAGUCAAGUGAAGACAACUAAGAAGCUGUGGGAGUCUUUGGAGAAGAAAUACAAGGCUGAAGAUGUUGGCAUGAAAAAAUUCAUAGUUGGCAAAUUUCUAGAUUACAAAAUGGUUGACUCUAAGACAGUGACAAGCCAAGUCCAAGAGCUUCAAAUAAUUUUGCAUGAAUUACAUGCUGAGAAGAUGGAAUUAAGUGAGUCCUUUCAAGUUGCAGCAAUUGUUGAAAAGUUACCACCAUCUUGGAAGGACUUCAAGAAUUAUCUGAAACACAAGCACAAGGAAAUGGGGCUUGAGGACUUGAUUGUGAGACUGAAAAUUGAGGAAGAUAAUCAUGUCUUUGAGAAGAAAGUGGGAAAACAUCCCAUGGAGUCCAAGGCAAACUUGGUGGAACCAAAGGCUAAUAAAAAGAGAAAGCACUUUGGUGAAGGUCCAAGUCAAGGGAAGAACAAAUACAAGAAGUUUGCUAGGAAGUGUUACAUUUGCAAUAAGCAAGUGCAAGGCCAUAGUGCCAAGGAUUGUCACUUGAAAGAACAAAGUAAGGAAAAUAAAUCACAUGUGAUUGAGGAAUAG